CCGAUUUCCACUCUACCUCUGAGCAAGUGGGAGAGACAGAAGCGCUAGUCGUCUAGGGUUGUUUGGUCUGGCUGGGUAAAUCCCGAAACGCUUCCACCCAGAGCCCAUCGCCCCAUUCCACCAAACCACCAACCACCAAGUCCUCCAUCUCCACUCAGUCUCAGCACACUGCCAACCCGCCAGCAUUCCGGUAAGCAUCUUCAUUCCUCUCGAGCUCACACCCAAAUUUCGAACUCGGCAUUCAGCGCCUGUGAUUUGACCAUGAUCUCCGGAACUAUUCGUCGUUCGGCCCUUGCCGCCCGCCAGAGCCCCUUUGUGGCCGCCCGCCGAAACCUCUCCGUCACUCCGGCUCGCAUGGGCGGAUACCACUACCCCGAGGGUCCCCGAAGCAACCUUCCCUUCAACCCUCUGACCAAGUGGUUCGCCGUCCGAUACGUCUCUUUCUGCGUCGUCGGCUUCGGACUUCCCUUCGGCAUCGCCGUCUACCAGCUCAGGAAGAACGCCUAGAUGUAUAACGUGGCACCAUUCUUGAGCGACUGUGAGGUAGAUGGGGCCAGGGUGAUUGUGGUACAUGCAGCUUGCUUCGAGCACAAGUGCUGGGUUUCGUUAUGCUCGAACUUUGUAUCAUAAUGGAUAGAACCGAUCUUCAUUGGUACCCACUCUGCAUGCGUGUUGCCUUCCUGUGUGUUGGGAAAGAUCGAGGGGGUAGUUUUCUGAGGCAUAUGUUGAAAUCGAACUGCGUAGGCGGCGACGGCGGAAUGUGGC
Molecule: messenger RNA, 765 nt
Organism: Tricharina praecox
Lineage: Eukaryota; Fungi; Ascomycota; Pezizomycetes; Pezizales; Pyronemataceae
Product: cytochrome c oxidase subunit VIIc-domain-containing protein
Exons: 3
Coding region: 262-507 (81 amino acids)
Biological process (GO): mitochondrial electron transport, cytochrome c to oxygen
Source: RefSeq, a predicted model, not a curated record